CACAUCCUUUUCCAAUGAGCUGAAGAAAGACUCUUCUGUUUUAAAUGUUGGUAAACCUCAAGGAAAAUAUGGACCAGUGCCAUCACCUCAGACAAAAUUCCUCACCCAGCAUCCCCUCCACGAGCAGGGAAACAGUAGAGAUUGGUCUCAGGAUGUACAGAAUCACACAGCCAAUGGCAUAAUAGCACAGAAUCAUUGGGACUCCCAAGAGAAGCGGUCUGCCCACCGUGCCUGCAGAAACAUUCAAAAUGACUGUGAUGCCGUUGAGAGCAGUUUGGUAAAUGGAGAAAGAGGAAACACUAGUACGGACUCAUUGCCAACCACAGCAACUUGCAAGGGGCCGAAGAUCAAGAGCCAUCUCUGGGCUCCAGGUGCCAAUUCAUUCCCAUCUGUAAAAGAAGCUGGAGAGAUGAUUGCCAAUAAGGAAGAGAAGCGGGUUGAGCAAAGCAGUCAGCGAGACCCUAACACGGAGACAAAGGAAACAAAUGAAGAGAAAUGUUACAAAAUUGCAAAUGAGCUUUUGCACACUGAAAGGGCUUAUGUGAUUAGACUUGCUCUCUUGGAUCAGGUCUUUUAUUGCAAACUAAUGGAUGAAGCUAACCGGGGAUCAUUUCCGUCUGAAGUUGUGAAUAAAAUAUUUUCCAACAUUUCAUCCAUCAAUCAGUUCCAUAGUCAGUUCUUACUACCUGAGCUUGAGAAAAGAAUGCAAGAAUGGGACACCAACCCCAGAAUCAGUGAUAUUCUGCAGAAACUGGCUCCUUUUCUCAAGAUGUAUGGAGAGUACGUGAAGAACUUUGACAAUGCAAUGGAGCUGGUGAAAACUUGGACGGAGAGAUCGCCUUGUUUCAAAUCCAUUAUUCAAGAUAUUCAGAAACAGAAAGUUUGCGGAAAUCUGACUUUGCAGCAUCACAUGCUAGAACCUGUACAACGAAUCCCAAGAUAUGAGAUGCUGUUGAAGGAUUAUUUGAGAAAAUUACCUGCAGAUUCUCUAGAUUGGAAAGAUGCUGAAAAGUCCUUGGAAAUUAUAUCCACAGCUGCAAGUCACUCUAACAGUGCCAUCCGGAAAAUGGAAAAUUUGAAGAAGUUACUAGAGGUGUAUGAAAUGUUAGGAGAAGAAGAAGAUAUUGUCAAUCCUUCAAAUGAACUGAUAAAAGAAGGGCAAAUACUUAAGCUUGCUGCUCGCAACACAUCAGCUCAAGAAAGAUAUCUCUUCUUAUUCAAUAACAUGUUGCUGUACUGUGUACCAAAAUUCAGCUUAGUGGGAUCUAAGUUUACAGUCCGGACCAGAGUUGGCAUUGAUGGUAUGAAGAUUGUAGAAACCCACAAUGAAGAAUACCCACACACUUUUCAAGUGUCUGGGAAAGAAAGAACUUUAGAGUUGCAGGCCAGCUCUGAACAAGACAAAGAAGAAUGGAUAAAGGCUCUUCAGAGUACGAUAGAUGCUUUUCAGCAAAGAAAUGAAACAUUCAGAAAUGCCAUUGCAAAAGAAUACGAUGACAUGCCUAUUGAGGUUUCUACUGCUGAGCUCGGUAAGAGAGCCCCAAGAUGGAUCCGAGACAAUGAAGUGACUAUGUGUAUGAAAUGCAAAGAGCCAUUUAAUGCACUGACAAGGAGGAGACAUCAUUGCCGAGCUUGUGGGCAUGUGGUUUGCUGGAAAUGUUCUGAUUAUAAAGCUCACCUUGAGUACGAUGGCAAUAAGCUGAACAAAGUCUGUAAAGAUUGCUACCACAUUAUAACAGGGUGCACUGAUAGCGAAGAAAAGAAAAAAAGAGGAAUCUUGGAGAUUGAAUCAGCAGAAGUGUCGGGAAAUAGUGUGAUAUGUAGUUUUCUGCAGUAUUUGGAAAAAUCUAAAACAUGGCAAAAGGCUUGGUGUGUGAUACCUAAACAUGAAGCCCUUGUUUUAUAUAUGUAUGGCGCUCCACAGGAUGUCAAAGCCUCGGCUACUAUUCCUCUUUUGGGCUACGCAGUAGAUGACACUCCAAGAAGCGCUGACCUCCCGCAUAGUUUCAAAUUGACUCAGUCUAAAUCUGUGCACAGUUUUGCAGCAGAUAACGAAGAGCUUAAACAGAAGUGGUUGAAAAUCAUCUAUUUAGCUGUUAAAGGUGAAACACCAGACUGCUCUAACGAUUCACAAAUCAGUUUGGAGGAUCAGCAGGAAAGCACUGCCAAACUGGAAUCCACCAAUGGUCUGUAAAGCUGUUAUUUGUCCCAUUCCUGUUGGGGUUGACACUACUUCCUAAAAACAAAUUUGAAAAGACGCCAGCCUUUCUGCCAUGUUUCUUAGCACUUUAUGUUGGAAAAGAACAAAAGAGUCCAUAUCGUUUUAGAGAAAUUGUCCUUAACGUUUAUGUUAUGUCAAUAAAAUUAAUGUACAGAA
This is a messenger RNA of Thamnophis sirtalis, 2377 nucleotides long. The record is from RefSeq and is a predicted model, not a curated record. NCBI's taxonomy places the organism in Eukaryota, Metazoa, Chordata, Lepidosauria, Squamata, Natricidae.